CAACGUGUGAAGAAGUGUCAACUGUCAACAUGAACAAAAUAAAGGACGGAUGGUUUGGUGAAUCAAAUCAAUUAUGGCCUGGUCAGGCCAUGUCAUUGCAAGUGGAAAAUGUACUUUUUCACGAAAAGUCGAAAUAUCAAGACGUUCUAGUUUUCAAAAGUAAGACCUAUGGCAACGUGUUGGUACUUGAUGGUGUUAUACAGUGUACAGAGCGGGAUGAGUUUUCAUACCAAGAGAUGCUGGCACAUAUACCUCUCAACUCACAUCCUAGACCUAGGAAGGUGCUUAUCAUUGGUGGUGGUGACGGAGGUAUUCUAAGGGAGGUAAUCAAGCACCCUGAUGUGGAACGGGUCGACCAGUGUGAGAUUGACGAUAAAGUGAUAGAAGUGUCCAAACAGUACCUGCCCAAGAUGGCGGAGAGUUUUUCCAGCCCCAAGCUGCACCUACAUGUUGGGGACGGGUUUGAGUACAUGAAGGCUCACCAGGGGCAGUACGAUGUCAUCAUCACUGACUCCUCCGACCCUGUGGGGCCUGCAUCCUCCCUGUUCCAGAAGUCGUACUAUGAGCUCAUGAAAUCAGCCUUGAAACCGGAUGGAAUACUCGCCUGUCAAGGUGAGUGUUUAUGGCUGCACCUGGAGCUGAUCAAGGGGAUGCUGGAGUUCUGCAGGUCUCUGUUCCCGGUGUCAGACUAUGCGUACACCACCAUACCCACCUACCCCAGCGGACAGAUUGGCUUCAUUCUCUGCAGCAAAAAUCCGAUCACCUGA
Molecule: messenger RNA, 767 nt
Organism: Dreissena polymorpha
Lineage: Eukaryota; Metazoa; Mollusca; Bivalvia; Myida; Dreissenidae
Product: spermidine synthase-like
Exons: 7
Coding region: 30-767 (245 amino acids)
Biological process (GO): spermidine biosynthetic process
Cellular component (GO): cytosol
Molecular function (GO): spermidine synthase activity
Source: RefSeq, a predicted model, not a curated record